AUGAUUAUUGAGAAGAAAAAAAAGGAGAAAAAGGCAAAGGAGGAGAAGGAGAAGGAAAAGGAGAAGAAUGCAAAGGAGGAGAAGGAGAAGAAGGAAAAACAGGAGAAGGAGAAGGAGAAGAAGAAGAAGAAGGCAAAGGAGAUGGAUAUGGAGAAGCAGAAGGAGAAGGAGAAGGAGAACGAGAAAAAGAAGCAGAAAGAAAAAGCGAAAGCCAAAAAGAAAGGGAAAAAAGUCAAAGUUGUCAGGUGUGAUAUGAAGCGACAAUAUCCAUUUGAAGGUUUUAACAUUGACGGCGAGGGUCCAACUAAACUGAUGUCAUCCUUCUCGCAAUGGAUAAAAGAGGUUCUUUACAAGCAUCAUGCAAAAAAAGAAAACAAGGAGGAUCACUACUUAGCCAAUUGCUCAAAACAUGAAUUUGACGAACUUGAUUCAGUAGUUGCAUUUCUAAUGAAUAAGGGCUGGUUCUACAUAAUGUCUCAACCCAAUAGGUGCUGGAAUGAUGAGGUAAAUCCAUGCUCACUUUUAUAUGUAUUGUUUAAUACAUGA
Messenger RNA from Solanum pennellii, 546 nucleotides. Its product is annotated as protein PXR1-like. The record is from RefSeq and is a predicted model, not a curated record. Bases 1 to 546 code for a protein of 181 amino acids. The transcript is spliced from 3 exons. Lineage: Eukaryota; Viridiplantae; Streptophyta; Magnoliopsida; Solanales; Solanaceae.